Messenger RNA from Cajanus cajan (pigeon pea), 943 nucleotides. The record is from RefSeq and is a predicted model, not a curated record. Lineage: Eukaryota; Viridiplantae; Streptophyta; Magnoliopsida; Fabales; Fabaceae.
GAAGAAGAAUUUGUUGUUAGGUUUAAAAGUACUUUUGAGCUAUCCUAUUAGGCAUCCAAGCAUGCACUAUAUAGUUGCUAUACCGUAUUUCCUUUCUAUUUUGUUUUUGUACGUGUAAUAUAUGUUCGUAGCUGUUUUAUUUGUAUAUUUCAGCUUUCCUAAUCCUGUCUAUAAUUCGAAAUGAUCAGUGGUUUCUAAAAGAGAGCAUCAUAUACACACACAUAUAUAUAUAUUAUCUUUUUAUUUGAAUUUCUCUUUUAACACUUGCUUUCUCUUUGCUAGUCUGACGAAAUCCCGACUUCUUUUAUAGCUUCUGUUUAUGAAAAGGGGAGGAGAGCUCAUUUAUGCUAGUCCACUUGGUCCUAAAUCUAGUGAACUAAUUAUCAGUUAUUUUGAGGCAAUCGAAGGAGUUCAAAAGAUCAGAUAUGGAUAUAACCCUGCUACGUGGAUGUUAGAGUAUUUUUGCAGGGAGACGCAACAAGAUCUAUUCAAUGCCAUGGGAUCCAUGUAUUCGGCAAUCCUCUUCAUUAGUAUAACAAAUGGCACAGCUGUUCAGCCUGUUGUUUCCGUGGAAAGAUUUGUUUCUUAUAGAGAAAGGGCUGCAGGGAUGUAUUCGGCUUUAUCAUUUGCAUUUGCUCAGGUUGUGAUCGAGUUCCCUUAUGUGUUCGCACAGGCUAUGAUAUACUCUACAAUAUUCUAUUCCAUGGCUUCCUUUGUCUGGACUGUUGAUAGGUUCAUUUGGUACUUAUUCUUCAUGUAUUUUACGAUGCUAUAUUUUACCUUCUAUGGAAUGAUGACAAUGGCUGUCACACCAAAUCAUAAUGUCGAUCAUUGCUGCUCCAUUUUAUAUGUUGUGGAACCUUUUCAUUGGUUUUAUGAUUCCUCACAAGGUAUGGAAACUGAUACUUAUUGCUUCUUUAUGGAGACACUAGUGGAAAAUUAG